Messenger RNA from Pteronotus mesoamericanus, 981 nucleotides. It is a transcript of the gene CUNH17orf78, whose product is annotated as chromosome unknown C17orf78 homolog. The record is from RefSeq and is a predicted model, not a curated record. The transcript is spliced from 7 exons. NCBI's taxonomy places the organism in Eukaryota, Metazoa, Chordata, Mammalia, Chiroptera, Mormoopidae. The coding region runs from base 1 to 864 and encodes 287 amino acids.
AUGGAUACCAUCUUGGUUUUCAGCCUAAUCAUUACAUCCUAUGAUGCCAACAAGAAAGAACUCAGAGAUAGCAGUUGCCAAGUGGAACAGCUUCCUGGGCUCUUCCCAAAGGGUGUGAGAAAUACCAGGCGUAUGCUAAUGCCAGAAGCUCAGGCAGAAGCCAAUAGGUCUGCCUUCAUCCAAAAUCUGACUGUGGCUACCUUGCUGUGCCUUGGCUCUGGGAGCAAAGUGAGACUCAACCUUGUAUAUGUAGAGAAAAGGCCAAAGGUCAAGCAUACUCUAAAGAACCUGAGAGUCAUUGCUGCUCCCCACAGGAACAGCACAGCCUUCCCCAACUGUCACCUAGCCCUCACAUCCAAGCUUCAGACUGGGUCCCUUCUAACAGGCAAAGCUUUUUUACCAGGGAUCUCCCAAUGUAAGGUCUAUCCAGUGAUGAGGGCUUCAUCAGGGACUUUUCCCACCACCACCACCUCCGUAACUCCAGGGAAUAAAGGAGAGAAAACUACAAGUAUUGAUGAUUUUUCUAGCUCUUUGAAACAAGACACAGAUGAGGACCUGGAGAAGAGGCAGAAAUGGAGUAUUGUGGUCAAAUUUCUGAUUGCUGCCACUCUGUUGCUCAAUGCAAUCAUCAUUACAGUGUUUGUCAUUUUUGAAGUCCCAUGUCCUAGUCAAUGCCUGAGAGCCAGAGAGCUAUGCCAAUGCCCGCGGUUGUGGAGAAAGCAAAGGAAGGGAGGCCAACAACCCGAGGCAGCUAAAUCCCAGCCUGCCUCUCAGCCAGAGGAGGAAGGUGUUGGACAAAAUGCUCCCAAUUCAAGCUCAAAGAAAGCUGCAGGGAUCACUGUUAUCCAGCAGACAUACUUCUGAAAAGUUCUGCUCUGCCUCACACACUGCAUUCUCCCUAUUAUUAAUCAAGAUAGGCAGAUUCUUGCCAAUUCUAUACGCGUAUCUUCAGCAGGAACAUUGCAAUAAAAAAGUAAUGCC